AUGGCUGAGAAAAUCUAUAAUACCAAGCCAGUCGUUCGUAUUGUUAAUGGCCGAGAAGAGUACCGGAAGUUAAGCGAGGCCAACGAGCCAGAAGGAGAAAGACUGAGUCACAGUAGUUUUAGUACAUUGUUAUGUGCUACCAGCUGUGGGAUUGCCAGAGAGGGGUUCAUGAAAGGACAGAGUAGUAUAAUAACAAAUAUAGUAUUUGUACAAAGUGACAAUAUGACAUUGAAUCGUGACAACGUGGCCGAGUGGUUAAGGCGAUUGACUAGAAAUCAAUUCCUCUCUGAGGGCGCAGACAAGGAUAUUGAUGCCAGCUUACUGGUUUCACCGGUAAUUGGCAUAAAAGCAGCUGUUGUAUUUCCAAGAUAUGCUAGGAUACAAGAGUUUGAUUGA
Batrachochytrium dendrobatidis JAM81 is the source of this 396-nucleotide messenger RNA. RefSeq lists its product as uncharacterized. The transcript is spliced from 4 exons. The coding region runs from base 1 to 396 and encodes 131 amino acids. NCBI's taxonomy places the organism in Eukaryota, Fungi, Chytridiomycota, Chytridiomycetes, Rhizophydiales. The record is from RefSeq and is a predicted model, not a curated record.